UUCCGCAUUCGUGGAUCGCAGGAUUCGAUUUGAGGGUGAAGAAAGCGCGCAAUACAAGCGAACUCUUUGAAAUUAUUUCGGUGUUAAUAUUGAUUGAGCGUUGAUCAACUAUGUCUCAACAAAGCUCGGGACCGUCAACGGUGGAGGUAAAAAGCUCGACUACGUACAAAAUUCUAAAAAAUGACAGGGUGGGACGAUACAUGGUGGCGAACAAAGAAUUGCAACCGGGCGAAGAAAUUAUCACGGAGAUGCCUUUCGUUGUCGGACCAAAGGCGUUCUCAUACCCCUUGUGUCUUUCUUGUUACACACCAUGGCCAUCAAGGGUGAACGCUAAAUAUCUCUGUACGAAAUGUGGUUGGCCGGUUUGUUCCGAAGAAUGUGAAAAUCAACCGCAGCACAAAGAUUACGAAUGUCAGGUAUUCGUACAAGCAAACGAGAAAUUUGACGUAAAAGCUGCUUUAGAGGAGACCAACGAAAACGGAGUCCCGCAAUUGGAAUGCAUAACUCCGUUAAGAUUACUGUUGGAAUCGGAGAAAAGUCCUGAAACGUGGAACAACGAAGUGAAGAACAUGGAAGCGCACAAUAAGAUAAGAAGCCAAAAGGCGCACUGGAAGUCAGAUCAAGUGAAUGUUGUCGAGUACAUAAGGAAUAGACUUAAAUUGGACAGAUUUUCAGAGGAACUCAUUCAAACAGUGUGCGGAAUUCUGGAAAUCAAUACGUUCGAAGUACGAACAGAGACCAGUUAUGCCGCGAGAGCACUUUAUCCAACGGUAGCUCUAAUGAAUCAUUCAUGCAUCUCUAAUACAUGUCACAGCAUUUCACCGGUUGAUUACAGAAUACGAGUGAGAACCACCAUCAAAGUUUCUCCAGGCGGUGAACUUUAUGCAAGUUAUACUCAUUCGUUACUUCCGACAAUGCUGAGAAGGGAACAUCUUCUCGAGGGAAAACACUUUACUUGUGCCUGUGCGAGAUGUUCCGAUCCCACCGAACUUGGUACACAUAUGUCCUCGUUGAAAUGUAACAAGUGUGACAAUGGAAUCGUACUAUCUUUAGAUUCUCUGGAUCCUGACAGCUCGUGGAAAUGCACUCAUUGUGAAUUCACGACAAAGGGAGCAGCUGUACGAAAAGUAUUGCAAAUUAUGCAGGCGGAUGUGGAUGCAGUGGAAGCCAUCAGCGGCGCUGAAGAAAAUUUCAAUUUUACCCAAAGAUACUUCGUAAUUGAUGAAAAUUUCGACGUUUGCCUAAUUUUACGAAUGUUAAUUUUACUUUUCAGACACUCGUUGACGCAAAUGUACGGUCGUGUCGACGAAUAUCUCUUAGACGAUUUGCCGGAUGUCGUGUUAGAGCACAAAAUCGAUAUGUGCAGAUUACUACUUCAAGUGUUGGACGUCAUAGAACCUGGCUAUUCUCGUAUCAGAGGAAUGACGUUGUACGAACUUCAUGCACCUCUCCUCUUCGUCGCGAAAACUCUAUGGAACGCCGGAGUGAUUGAUGAGGCUGCCUUGAAAUCGAGAAUGAUAGAAGCUUCGAAUAUUUUAAAGGAAGCAGCGACAAUUUUAUGUUUAGAACCGCCAGAAACGGCCGAAGGACAAAUAGGCAUCGUCGCUAAAGAAUCUCUAGUUCAGCUUGAGCAAUCGAUCAAUAAUUUAUAAAUAUUUAUUGCAAAUGAGCGAAACUUUGUGCGGACGUGCUUCUUUCUUAAUAAACGUAUGUAAGAUCGUAUGUAAUAUUAAUAAAUAUAUA
Messenger RNA from Habropoda laboriosa, 1743 nucleotides. RefSeq names its product protein msta-like. Lineage: Eukaryota; Metazoa; Arthropoda; Insecta; Hymenoptera; Apidae. Bases 111 to 1652 code for a protein of 513 amino acids. Gene Ontology annotation, molecular function: protein binding. The record is from RefSeq and is a predicted model, not a curated record. The transcript is spliced from 9 exons.